AUGGUGUAUUGUGGGAAGCCGUCCAAGGGCUGCUCUAGCUGCCGAGAGCGAAAGAUCAGAUGUGAUCAGAAAGAACCCGGCUGUGGCCAAUGCGAGAAACGCCAGCAAGAAUGCCCUGGCUACCGCAACCUUGUCGAUCUUAUGUUUCGAGAUGAAAGCGCCCAUGUCAAAAGAAAGGCAACCAAAACAAGGACCCGGAUCUCUGGAAAGCCUCCCACAGCGUCAAACGCUCCAGGCGCCCCCGAGCCCCCGGGACUCAGCGGGAGCGCACCGUCCAGCUCCGGCACCGAGCCCGAAAACCCCGCUCCGUAUCCCAGAACGACCACCAGAGCGACCGACGCUCGUCGAAAACCCGCCCUUGCGCUCGCUGUUAUAACCCAGCCCGUUCCUGUAAGGAGCAGGCCGCGCCAGGCUCCCUGGCCAUCACCACCCGAGCCUGCCUAUCCUCCAUCAAACGACGACAGCGACGAUGAAGAUAGCUCAUUGCCAUCACCAGAAGAAGGCAACUGGCCUACAUCACCACCGACGACCUUGUUGUAUGCGCUGGCACCCUCGUAUCAGGAGCGUGGGACGGCGUUCUUCUUCUCUCGCUACGUUUCGGUUGAUGAAAACGCGUGCUACCAGAACUAUGAUUUCGUCUUCGACAUUUGGCGUCCAGCUAGCAUACUUCCAAGUCGACAGGUUGAUGGCGUCAUGGCAAGCAUGACUGCCGUGGGUCUGGCCGGCCUAGCUGACCUUACCAAGUGCCAUCGAACGAUGGAUUGGGCACGCAGGAGCUACGGCACUGCUCUCCGUCUGACGAAUGACGCAUUACGGGAUCCAUCCGAAGCAGUCAAGGAUACAACAAUGCUUUCGAUUCUCGUCCUCAACACGUAUGAGAUGCUCACCGGCCGAAGCCCACAGACAGUCCGGGCAUGGCAAGAGCACCUAAACGGCGCUUCUGCCUUGGCAAAGAUGCGCGGCCUCGCUCAGUUCAGGUCGAGGGCCGGUGUGCGUAUGUUCAUCAUGCUGACGCACAUCGCGUUGACCAGCUGUAUCCAAAGGAGCUUGCCAAUGCCCCCGUCUCUGGUCGAACUUCGGAACCAGCUGGGUAUGCUUUCGCCGCCGGGUGACCCGAAUUGGCGAAUGUCGGGACCCAUAUACAGAGUCAUGCAGCUGCGGCACGACAUCAAGCGCGGAAAGCUCAUACAAACAGAAGCAAUCGUGGACCAGCUGGCUAAGGUCGACAACGAGUUUGUCGACAUUAUCGCAGACCUCCCAGAAUCGUGGCAUUACCGAUUGGUGAGCCUCUCACAGUCCCACCCAGCAGUCUUCGAUGGGUUCCACUGCCAUGUGUAUCCUGCAUUGGGCCUUGCGGCUACAUGGAACGGCAUUCGAUCUCUGCGAAUGUUGGUGCACGAGACAAUCAUUGGAGAGCUCUGUAAAGAUCUCGGCGAACAACCAAUCCUCUCGUGGCCGUAUGAUGCAAAGUAUCAGCUCGCAAAGUCUGUAGACGCGCUCGAGAAGCUGCGCGAUGCCAUCUUGGCUAGUGUUCCUCAGCACUUUGGCGUCGUCAACUACAAUGACGCGAAGCCGGAAGACCGUGGGUUGCCAGUCACCCUCGUCAGGGCACGAAGGCCACCAGUUCGCGUCGUACCAUCGCCGGCAACAUCUGCGUCAUCCUCCCCAGAGUGCCCAUCUGCUGAUUCACCUCCCCGUCCUGGAUCUUUCAGCGGGCCUACUCUUCACGAUCCCAUCCAAAUGGAAGGAGUGAGCAACAGUGCUGAGCGUUUCAUGAUACUUGCUUCGGCUAGCAACACUAUUGUGUGGCCGUUAUAUCUGCUAGGGGUCUCGUCUUCCGCUACACACGAAGUAAGGGAAUAUGUAAUCGACCGUCUGCAAGCGAUACUCAAAGAGGCGAGUCUUCAACAGGCUGGCGGGGUGGCUCAGAUGGUUCGGAAUACCCAGGUUUCUAUACCCUGGUCCGAUUUGCCUUGGGAUCAAAUGCCGCAACUACCAACAUCGCCACGUGUGUUGGUGUAG
Molecule: messenger RNA, 2022 nt
Organism: Colletotrichum siamense
Lineage: Eukaryota; Fungi; Ascomycota; Sordariomycetes; Glomerellales; Glomerellaceae
Gene: BEA4-5
Product: Beauvericin cluster-specific repressor BEA4
Exons: 2
Coding region: 1-2022 (673 amino acids)
Biological process (GO): regulation of DNA-templated transcription
Molecular function (GO): zinc ion binding; DNA-binding transcription factor activity, RNA polymerase II-specific
Source: RefSeq, a predicted model, not a curated record